Messenger RNA from Athene cunicularia (burrowing owl), 1350 nucleotides. It is a transcript of the gene ADGRG4, whose product is annotated as adhesion G protein-coupled receptor G4. NCBI's taxonomy places the organism in Eukaryota, Metazoa, Chordata, Aves, Strigiformes, Strigidae. The transcript has 11 exons. Gene Ontology annotation, biological process: adenylate cyclase-activating G protein-coupled receptor signaling pathway; cell surface receptor signaling pathway. Gene Ontology annotation, cellular component: membrane. Gene Ontology annotation, molecular function: G protein-coupled receptor activity. The record is from RefSeq and is a predicted model, not a curated record. Bases 1 to 1350 code for a protein of 449 amino acids.
AUGGAAGAAUUGGAGAUCAUUGCAAGUAAAGUUUCUGAUAUCGUAAGGCUUGCAGAUAUGAGCAUGACACUUGCAGAGACUGUCUUGUAUGUACUAAACUACAUUUUGCUGCAAGAAACAGAAGAUCAGACCAUUAAGAAAAUGGCCAAUAGUAUCCUGAAGACGACUGAGGAGAUAGGCUAUAAGGUGACUUACACUGGAAGAAAUACGUCGGUCAUAACCACUUCCUUGGCUUUGUUGGUGAUGCGUCCAGAUCCCAACGUGUUUGGAGGACUGGCCUUUGGUGUUACCUCCUAUGACAGAGGCAUGGGUCUCAAGAUCAGUGUUCAAGAAAACCCUUUCAAAAAGGCCUUGGCCUCAGUGUUUUUGCCAAAAUCACUGAAGAAAUUCCUAGGGAUUGAGCACUCUGACCCGGACAAGCAUUCAAAGAUCCAGUUUAAGUUUUUUGGCACUACAUCACUCUUUGCGGAUGACAGUUUAACGAAGGAGAUGUUGAAUACUUACGUUGUGAGUGCCAGCAUUGAAAACGCAUCAGUUCAGAACCAUAAUGAGCCUGUGAUUAUUACUCUUCAGCACAUAGUCCAAAAUACGGGUAAUGCAGCAGUGCAGUGCGUCUUUUGGGACUUCUGGAAAAACAAUGGACUGGGUGGUUGGAAUACAUCGGGGUGUGAAAUGGAAUAUACAGAUAUGAAUUACACAAUCUGUUUUUGUAACCAUCUUACCCAUUUUGGAGUCCUACUGGACUUGUCCCGGACAGAGAUAGAUAUCACACAUGAUCGUAUAUUAACUCUGAUAAGCUAUGCAGGAUGUGGUACUUCUUCCCUGUUUUUGGGUAUAACACUGGUGACAUAUCUAGCCCUUGAAAAGCUGCGGAGAGACAACCCUUCAAAAAUCCUGCUCAAUCUUUGUGCUGCACUGCUGAUGCUGAACAUGGUUUUCCUCACCAAUUCCUGGCUGUCCUCAUUCAACCAGCCAGGUCUCUGUAUCACUGUGGCCGUGCUCCUUCACUAUUUCCUUCUUGCAGCUUUCACAUGGAUGUGCCUGGAGUCUGUUCAUUUUUACUUGGUUCUUGUCAAAGUUUUCAAUGUUUAUGUCCCAAAGUACAUCCUAAAAUGCUGUAUUGCUGGCUGGGGAAUACCAGCUAUUGUAGUUACUAUUGUGCUCAUUAUAAAUAAAGACUUUUAUGGCAAUGGAUCACAUUCUGAGAGCAAUCCCUUCAGCAAUUUUUGCUGGAUUCAGGAGAACAUAGUGUUUUACAUGUCCGUUGUGGCCUAUGUCUUCUUAAUAUUUUUGAUGAAUACAGCCAUGUUCAUCACUGUUCUCCUUCAAAGCCACUCUAUGAAGAGCUGA